Molecule: messenger RNA, 7954 nt
Organism: Ixodes scapularis (black-legged tick)
Lineage: Eukaryota; Metazoa; Arthropoda; Arachnida; Ixodida; Ixodidae
Product: ATP-dependent translocase ABCB1
Exons: 27
Coding region: 301-4290 (1329 amino acids)
Biological process (GO): transmembrane transport
Cellular component (GO): membrane
Molecular function (GO): ATP hydrolysis activity; ATP binding; ABC-type transporter activity
Source: RefSeq, a predicted model, not a curated record
AUCCAGCUAUCUAUCAGUGCGGUCAACAGUUGGACCCACAAUGCAACGCAGAGAUCUCCGAGCGGACGCGUUAUACGGACCGAGAGAGAAAGAAAACAAAAGAGAAAAAAAGCGCUCCGUUCAUCGAAGAUUCCGUCCGGAUUACUCAGCCGAUUUCAUCAGAGUUGUAAAUCGAUGGAGGUGUCGCCGCGAGAUCCCCGAAUCUCGUCGGUCCUGGUCAUCGGGCGACGCUGUUGAUUCGACCUCGGGGACUCCGCGCAGGAAUACCGCUCGCCCAAAGGGGCCAGCAGCGCCGCCGGCAUGGGGCUAGAGGAGGAAGAGCGACUGCUGCUGCUGAACGCCAGUACCGCGGGGAGCACCAGCGUGCCCACCAACUACGGCACGGGAGGCGCCAUGGGAUUCCCGACGGACACAAUUGGAUCCAAGGCCACACGCAAAAGCGCUGAAAAAUUGCCGCAGUACAAGAAGGUUCCUUAUUGGAAACUGUUCCGCUAUGCCACGGCCCAAGACGUCUUCCUGGUGGUGCUGGGCGUUCUGUUUGCGGUCAUCCAUGGGGCAGGGUGGCCCCUGCUGGCCAUCGUCUUCGGUCACAUGACCAACGCCUUCAUCCACCAGAAGCAGGCGGGUUUCUCCGAGUGGACCGCCAACGGGACGGCACCGGCCGCGGCGCUGGACGACGCGGCGUCGCGCCAAGGACCAGGGUCCAUCUUCGACCCCGUCUCGGUCCUGGACUACAACGUGGACAUGAACAGAUUCGCGCUCACCUACGUCAUCAUUGCGGCCACCGUCUUCAUCGCCUCGUUCGUGCACGUGUGGUGCUUCAGCCGUGCUUGUGAUCGGCAGCUGUACCGGCUGCGUCAGGAGCUCUUCUACGCGCUUCUGCGGCAGGACGCAGCCUGGUUCGACAGACACCGGUCGGGAGAGGUCGCCAACCGUAUGACUGAGGACAUGGACCGCCUGCGUGAGGGCAUGGGGGACAAGGUGGGCCUGUUUGUGCACUACGUGUCCACCUUUGCCACGGGCUUUGCCACUGGCUUCGUGGAGAGCUGGGAGCUCACGCUGGUCAUCAUGUCCGUCACGCCACUGCUAGCCUUCGCCUCCGCCUUCCUCGGCAACAUGGUGUCCCAGUCUGCGGCCCAGGAGCAGGAGAAGUAUGCCCAGGCGGGGGGCGUGGCCCUGGAGGUGCUCAGCAAGGUGCGCACCGUGGCCGCUUUCUGCGCACAGUACGGUGAGCUGCGAAGGUACAUGGCAGCGCUGAACGACGGGCGGACCGCUUCGCGCCGCAAAUACACCGCCAUGGCAUUUGGGUUUGCCCUCACUUUCGUGGUGCUCUACGGUGCCUACGCUCUUGCGUUCUGGUACAGCUCGGUACUGGUGGCUGCAGCCAAACUGGAUGCCGGCCGGGCGUUUAUUGUGUUUUUUGCAGUCAUGGUGGGCUCCUUCUCCCUGGGCAACGCCCUGCCUCAGCUCGGCAGCAUCGCCGUGGCAAAAGCGGCUGCCAGGCGCACCUUUGACAUCAUCGACCGGAGGCCUGACAUUGACUCCUACACAGAGCUGGGAGUGCAGCUGAACCAGUUCAAGGCAGACCUGGCUUUCAAAGAUGUCAGCUUCUCCUAUCCAAGGACUCCGGGUCAUCUGGUGCUGCGCAACGUGAACCUGGAAGCGCUCGAGGGUCAGGUGGUGGCCGUGUGCGGCGCCAGCGGAUCGGGGAAGUCUGCUCUGCUGAACCUGGUGGUCCGCUUCUACGACCCCUGCAAUGGCGAGGUGACCCUGGACGGGGUGAACCUGCGGGCGCUGAAUGUGCGCUGGCUUCGGUCGACCGUGAGCCUGGUGAGCCAGCGGCCCACGCUGUUCGGGUACUCUAUCGCCGAGAACAUCCAGUUCGGACAGGAGGGCACCACCCUUGCCGAGGUGGUCGAGGCCGCCAAGCUCGUCGGCAUCCACGACUUCGUCGUCACACUGCCCAAGGGCUACGACACGGAGGUCGGGGAGCGUGGUUGCCAGCUGAGUGAAGGCCAGCGUCAGCGCUUGGCCCUGGCCAGGGCUCUCAUUAAGAAUCCAAGGGUGCUUCUGCUGGACGAAGCCACCUCCGGUCUGGACUCCGCAGCGGAGGCCCACCUGCUGCAUUCGCUGCGGAAGGGCUGUGCGAGGCGCACCACGAUUGUGGGCACCAACCAGCUGUCGAUCCUGCGGGAGGCGGACGUGGUAUAUGUGCUGGAUCGAGGCCACGUGGUGGAGCAGGGCACCCAUCAGGCCCUGGUGGCUGAGAAGGGAUUCUACUACCAGCUGGUGCUGGGACAGCUUUCCGAAUCCGAGGUGCAGGGAAAGGAGCCCGCCGUUGCCCUGCCUCAGUGUCCCAGGAAGGAGGAGACGGAGGAGCAGGAGUGCCAGCGGCAGCGGAUGAAGUCGGUGCUCCUCGAAGGCAUCUCCCCGCUGGACAGGGAGUGCAGUCGCCUGGCGGACGACUUCGUCAACGAGAAUGUGGAGCUGCCAUCGGCACGCAAGAUCCUGCGCACGGCGCGGCCAGACUGGGGCUGGUUCUUCCUGGUCUCCCUGGCGUCCAUUGUCGUGGGAGCCUCCCUGCCCGUCUUUGCCGUCUUCUACAGCGAGAUCUUCAACACCUUCACGCUGGUUGGCUCGGAGAUGCAAGACGCAGCCUUCUUUUGGUCCAUGAUGUUCCUAGCUCUCGCAGCCGUCAGUGGCCUCGGACACUUCUUCAGGACGCUGGGGGUGGGGAUCGCUGGAGAGAACCUGACGUAUCGCCUGCGGGUGUCGGUGCUGGCCAACAUCUUGCGACAGCACCUGGGCUGGUUCGACUCUGACGCCCACUCAUCUGCCAAGCUGGCCGCACGACUUGCCACCGACGUUCCCGUCAUCAAAACGGCAGCCGGCUACCGGCUGGCUGUGAUGUUCACGUCGCUGAUCACGCUGUCGACGAGCCUGGUGCUGGCGUUUGUCUUCGGCUGGAAGCUGGCCCUGGCCCUGGUGGCCAUCGUGCCCAUCCUGGCCCUGGCCGGAGGACUGCAGAUGCGCGUCGAGAGGGGGAGCCAACGCAGGGACGCGCACCUCAUGUCCCACGCCUUACAGGUGACCACAGAGAGCCUGGAGAACAUCCGUGCGGUCCAAGAGCUCAACCUGGAGCCCACCUUUUUCGGCCUGUUUGUGAGCCACCUGCUCCUGCCUUUCCUGGAAGCCAAGAAGCGGAACGUGCUGUUUGCCCUGUCCUUCGCUUUCUCCCAGGGCAUCAUGUUCCUAGUGUACGGCUGUGCCUUCCGCCUGGGUGCGUUCCUCGUCUCCAGGGGGGAGAUGGACGCCACCAACGUCUACAGGGUCUUCUUCACCAUGGCGUUCAGCGCGGUGUCGGUGGGGCAGUGGACGUCUAUGUUGCCAGACUACCUGAGGGCCAGGCUCUCGGCAGGGCUUGUCUUCAGCCUGCUCGAGGCCGAGACCGAGAUCGACGGGUACUCGGACGGCGGCGUCAGGCCAGAGGUGAAGGGCCGUGUCGUGCUGAAAGCGGUCCAGUUCUCGUACCCGAGCCGCCCGGAGCUGCCCGUACUCCAAGGCCUGGACCUGGAGCUGAAUCCCGGAGAGAUGCUGGCCUUGGUGGGGCCCACCGGAUGCGGCAAGUCAACUCUGGUAGACCUGCUCCUGCGCUUCUAUGAUCCCCAGAGUGGACAGGUGUCGCUGGACGGCCUGGACGUGCGGGCAGUGAACGUGGGCUACCUGCGGCAGCACGUGGUAGCCAGCAGCUCCCAGCUGGGGCUCCUGGAGCGCAGCAUUUGGGACAACAUCACAUACGGGCUAGACGUGGCCACUUCACCAGUCAGCUUCCAGCAGGUGGAGCAGGCCGCCAAGGUGGCCCAGGUCCACGACUUCGUCACCCAGCUGCCGCUGGGCUACGACACUCCGCUGGGCGGCACAGCCAUGACGCACCUCUCGGAAGGGCAGAAGCAGCGCAUAGCCCUGGCCCGGGCCCUGCUGCGCGAGCCUGCGGUCCUCAUCCUGGACGAGGCCACCACGGCGCUGGACGCUGAGCACGAGCAGUCCAUCCUGGAAGGGGUGAAAGAAAACCUCCGAGGCCGUUCCUGCAUCCUCGUGAGCCACAGGCUGUCGGCAAUCAAGACCGCUGACCGCAUUGCCGUCAUGGACCGGGGUGUCAUCGUCGAGCAGGGUUCCCACGCAGAGCUGAUCGAUGCAAACGGCACCUACUGCAGUCUCAUAGAGCGCAACAUCGUCACCGCCCGACUCUCCCGUCGUGACCCGUCUUCGCAACGAACGCCUCAGUCCUGACGACCGCCACCGCGCCACGCUUGAGAUCCCGAGGGACUGCAGCUAAACGUGGUAGCACCACGAUUGUAACAAGCACGGCAUUAGAUCUCCAGCGUUACGUUUGCGGUGUCACAUCCGUGUCGUUACAUCUGCGGCACUGCGUCUGCGACGUUACAUCCGCACCUGAAGAGACAGGAAUCUGUUGUCAAACAAUGGGAUUUUGACCUUGAAGUGUGUUUCAGACGUUGAACUGCUGCUGCGACGCAAAGAGUAAUUGAAGGGCAAGCUAGCGGGUGAUGGUUGAAUGCAAGAAACAGACACCGUGAUUGUGAAUUACUUUUCACUGACCUUGAUAUUGGCAUAAUGAGUGGUGUAUCAUAGCAAGACAGCAGUCGACAAAGCCGACAAUCAUAAUCUUCAUGUCAGCGGCUAAAAUUCAAACCAGCUGGUGCUUGGGUUUUUGUUUUUACUUUUCCCCCAAACACAAAUUACUUGUUUUUGAGACAAUUUUUAGGUGGUUUCGUCUCUAGAAGCUGCCUUUGUCAGCUCUUCUGAGUUCCACGGUAUGGGUGAGAUGACCGCAUUCGCUGCUGGCCGAUGAAGCACUUCCAAGAACUAAAGACUUUGAAUUUUGAUGACGGCCAUCUCAAUCGUGGGUGCGUAACACGAAAGGAGAAAGACGAGUCGCACCAAGCAUUGCUCCCGUUUGUGGCUAAAGCACCCUUACCAACGUGAUAACUCCACGUGAACACUGGACAGUGCUCGUACAACUGGCAUAGUCAACGAAAAAUGUGAAGGCGUCUCAAGUGACAGAGCCGCGUUUCAUGUUCAUAAGCGCCUAACCAUUAAAGACUCGUUAUGUUUCUUAUAAAGCUAAUUCAGUUUACUGCUUGUAUCAAUCAUUUUUAUAUCAUUGUAUCCUGCCUGUGGCAAAGAGACCUCAAACGUUUACAAACAUCUGUAGCAAGUUGGGCAAGAAACAAGCCCGAGUUCUGUUGUCACAGCUAGUAUACGGGCCAAGGAAAAAUCCUGUUAGGAUCUGACCAUCAUUGUCCUGACUUCAGAAAGUUCUAGAAAGCCAUUUUUUUUUAAUGACAUGCCACAAUGAGUUGUGUCAUGGUAUAGGGUAGCAAUUUCGUUUGUCGCACCUCCAGCACGAGCUUACUUCAGCGUCUUGCGAGCUUGAAGCGUGCACACGCUGCCAGAGCAUGGUUGAAGGCAACAAGCAUGUGCUGGAGGCGGGGCAUGGACGUCCUGCCGUCCCUGUCGAUCAAGCCAAAGAGCCUCCAAAGCGCCGGCCGCUUUCCACCAUUCUAGCAGAUAGAACCGUGAGCUUGAAGCAGGUGAAUGAGAGGCACCAGGGCUGAAUUACAGUAAACCAAGAACAGCUGUUAAGAGCGCCGUUAUACAGUGUUACAGUGUGAUAAGUCCUAAUCAGUAGCCAAAAAUAGAAUGAAGCAACUGGAUCAACCCCAGUAGCUGCACUGUUACGAAAUAUUGAAUCAACAAUACAGCUUCUUGCAACCUGCUGGAGUGUCCACGACCCUGGGUGUGUUCCACGGGUUUUUUUUGGGGGGGGGGCUUGAGACAGUGCAAAGGGAGGUGUGGCUGAGUGGCCCCCCCAGUGCCCGAGGAGCUGCCAUAUGUCUCUUUCAGAAAGCAGUGUGGCUCAAUAUGCAUGCAAAACGGCAUUAUACACGUAGAUCCACAAUCCACUUGUAAUAAAUCUUGCUUCUCAAGCAGCAAGAAGGCAACUUUAGCGGAGAAUUCCGAAGCACUCCCUUUAUCUUCUCAGUUUUUCAACCUCGAUGGAUGAAUCGCGCUCUCUUCAUCUGUUUAAGUUCUAAGUUGGACAGCCUUACCAGAUGAAAUGCGAGCACUUGGUGCAGCUGCUGUUUGUCUAGUCCCUCCCUAUGACUACCUUGUUCCAAAAUAUAGUAUGCAAGGCUGGGUUCAAAUCCCAUUAAUUGCUCAAAAUGAAAAAAGGAUGAGGGAAAGCUUUCGGGGAUCCUAGUUCAUAAGUGCCACAAUGGUGACUGAUGUGGGUACUGUCGAGACCGGUUAUAACAAAAUCGUCGGAAAUCGCUUCGCUAUAUUUGCUUCUUCGUUAUAUUGAAACUCUUACAAAUAAGAUGAAAAAAAAUAUAUAUGCAUAACCGGGGCUGUCACAGGCACAUGUUUAUCGAGCCUGCAGAAAGCGGUCGAGGCUUCCCUGCUCAUUUCCUCCGCCAGAUCGGAUCCGCUUCUCGCCAACCGCGAGAAGCUCUGAUAGAAAAAAAAAAAAAAAAUCCUGCUACGUACGGACCGUGUCGACAGCUGCGACGGCCCUACGGAGGACGCCGGCGGUGGACGGCAUUCUUUACGUUAAUUAACGUAAAGAAUGCCUAUGCGCACUCCGUCGAGGAUAGCACGCUUUUGAUUCAAGUAGAUUGCCUUCGUCUUCCCCGUCGAGGUGCCGGCGGUGCCGGAACUCUCCAUCGUUGAGUGGCGAUGAUUCGCCGAAUCGGUGCUUGAGCGAAGUAGACUUUUGCGCAAGAGCCACGGACCAGACGCCAGCACGGAUCACAAAGUAAAGGCAGUAAAGGGAAGCGUGCACGGCACCGAGUUCACACUCAAGCUUGUAUGUCGUAGGUAUAGAGAGCUUAGAUUUAAGAGAUGUGGCAACUGCUUGACCGGAGUCACGUGGUUUGUGGGCCACAUUUGCAAGACGAGCUGCAGCAUGGAAGGAGUCAAAACUCAAAAGCGUUCGCCUUCUGCAAACGUGUCUGCCUCUUCGCCCAGUUUCCUCGCCACACUGGCCACGCGACAAUCGGAUGCAGGCAUACUUACUGCUCCCUCUCUUAAAUCUAGGCUCUCUCCGUCAUCUCUACCGGUACGGGGUCUUUACCGGUAAGUUGUCGGUAGUGCUCCGGACACCCCUAUCGGCAUGCCACAACGGCUUCUCCGCAUGCGAUGCAGUAAAGCCGCUUCCCAGAUAAGGAGCGGGGAGCAGACGACGUUGCAGAGACUGCCGCCGGCGGCCUUUCCAGCAUCUGCAGCCUGUUCGGGGUGGCUUCUUGGCCGCGGCAGCAAAGUUCAGCGGUCCGAGACUUAAUACAUUUUCCGAAUUUUAUUAUUUUUUUAAAUCGCAGGGGCCGCUCAAUUUUCUUCGCUAAAAAUGGACACAAAUGCAUCGGAAAAGUGCAAACGGGAAUAGGAAACCGUGAUCACUUUGCUACAAGCCACUAUUUCGUUAUAACCGAAUUCGUUAUAGCUGGUCUCGACAGUUUUUCAUAUUAUACAGUCCACUAUAGCCAUCCAGAUUAAAAGAUGGCACAUUCCAAAGAUGGAACCACCUGUAGUGUUAGCCAUACGAGAUGAGAAACAAUUGGUAAACAUGAGCAAACAUAUGGAACAAGUCAUCCAUGUAGCCUUUGGCAUAUUGAAUAGUUUCAUGGAAGCAAAUCAUGUGGCUUGAAAUAAAAUAGGAGAAUGCUUAUAACUGAUGCCUUGAAUUUCCAAAUGCUCCAGGGGGCAAGCUGGAUGUGGUUAUUUAUAUUAUGGAAAUAUGUUUGUGUUGUAUUGGUACUGGCAAUAAUUGAAAUAUUGCAGUUUGUUUAGUAUUCACUAGUUAUGUUAACCAUUUGAUACUUUAUGAUAUAUAAUACACAUUUGCACAGUGAGAAUGCAACUGACAUUAUGUGAC